GUGCAAACAUUUCCGUCAAAGCAGAAACAACCUUGAAGAACCUUGGCGGUGUGUCCAGGAGUUUAGGAAACUUAGGGAUGGAGCCCCCCACGAUGAACCCAGUGGUGGAGCCGCUGUCCUGGAUGCUGGGCACCUGGCUGUCCGACCCGCCCGGAGCCGGCACCUUCCCGACGCUACAGCCCUUCCAGUACCUGGAGGAGGUACACAUCUCCCACGUGGGCCAGCCCAUGCUGAACUUCUCGUUCAACGCCUUCCACCCGGACACCAGGAAACCGAUGCACCGGGAGUGUGGCUUUAUCCGCCUGCAGCCCGACACCAACAAGGUGGCCUUCGUCAGCGCCCAGAACACAGGCAUCGUGGAAGUGGAGGAGGGCGAGGUGAACGGGCAGGAGCUGUCCAUCGCCUCCCACUCUAUCGCCAGGAUCUCCUUCGCCAAGGAGCCUCACGUGGAGCAGAUUACCCGAAAAUUCAGGCUGAAUUCUGAAGGCAAAUUGGAGCAGACGGUCUCCAUGGCAACCACUACCCAGCCGAUGACUCAGCAUCUUCACAUCACCUACAAGAAGGUGACCCCAUGAACCAGCGAGCCUCGUCCUUGUCCUCAAGGGCGGGGCCUCCGGGAAUGUCCUAGCUGCUUGUAUCUGACAGUUUGGCUUGGCCGCGUCCCUGAAGCAGAGCCGUGUGGCCUGGAAGCACUGCGGGCACAAGAAUGUUGUUCAGAUGUUCCUGUAAUGGAGUCGAAAAACCAAAUAAAAGGCCUUUAUUUUUAUGGCUGAGGAUUUUGAAUAUUAUCACUGUGUAGACUGUACGUUUUUUCAUCUGCUUGUGAUUGUUUUCCAAAGUCUUUAUUCUAAGAAAUUAAGAAGGGAUGUCUCUUCCCUUCUUUUCUUUUUUUUUCCUGCAGUUUUGACAAGAGCUAAAAUAUUUAUAAAUCUUCCAUGAAGUAGGCAACAAUAACUGAAGGCAAAGUUGGGAAAAAAGGCUGCAGCCUAUUUUUUGUUACCUUUACAAAAAGAUAACAGAGGCCAAGGACCCAGCCACUGUGGUCAGAGGGCCCUCGCUCCCAAGACGAGAGACUGCUUGUUAAUUUAGCACUGUUAUGUGAAUUCUGUAAUAUACUACUACUUUUGUCUUUUGUUUGCUUUGUUUACCAUGAAGCUUCCAAACAAACACCCCAUCACCCAGGUUCAACAACUGCCGAGUUCCUCUGUGUGUGUGCUAGAGCAUUUCUAAGCAAAUUCCAGACAUAAUGGCAUUCACCCUUGAAUGCAUUGAUGGGCAUCUAAGAUCAAAAUGACACACUUUUCUU
This is a messenger RNA of Trichechus manatus latirostris (Florida manatee), 1306 nucleotides long. RefSeq names its product THAP domain containing 4 (gene THAP4). The transcript has 5 exons. The record is from RefSeq and is a predicted model, not a curated record. NCBI's taxonomy places the organism in Eukaryota, Metazoa, Chordata, Mammalia, Sirenia, Trichechidae. The coding region runs from base 78 to 575 and encodes 165 amino acids.